UUCAGUCAGAUAACACAGGUGUAUCCAGGCCCUACUGAAGAAAACUUUGGGUGAAUUGCUAUAAGGACAGGAAACUGUACUCAUACACAAUGGGAUGCCUGAAAGAACGACUGUUGAUCUUGGCCAUCUGUCUGUCUGUCAGUCUGUCUGUAGUAACAGGCCUGCGGUGCUAUGUCUGUAACUAUUACCAUCUAGAAUCAUCCGAUGGAAGCGUGAACCAAACCUUGUCUGCAAUCGUAUCCUCUUCUGACGAGGACUGUAAAAACAGUGGUACCAGGCAACAAACGUGUCCCUCCGAUAGUGGGUACAAAUGUGUCAAAGUGAGUGCCACAGUGGAACUUUCGGUGGUUGGAGAGGACGUAAAGGUGGAUACGGUGAAUCGUGCCUGCAUCCGAACUACCACUAUCUCAGAUAGGUGUAACGCAGCAACUGACGAGGAGAAAACCGCACUGCGAGCGGCCUUUGCUUCCAUUGCGACCGUCACCUCUGUUGAUGCAACAGGUUGUGUAUGCUCUACAGAUUUAUGCAAUGGUCAGCUCAGCAUUAGUACCAAGAAAUUCUGUUGGCUGGCUGGGCUGGUCCUGGCGGUGCUGGCACGUCAGCUCUAAAAGCGCUGUACUUCCACUUUUCAGUUUCAAGAAACACAAAAAUAUAUAUAAUCGUAUGACUAAAUACUACCGUUGUUAUUGAGAAUGGAUGCAUGUUUGUUUACGUUUUUAAUAAUUCGGUGAAAAUUUACAUUUACUGUACGUGUGACUCUUGAAUAGUUCCAGAAAUUGAAAG
This is a messenger RNA of Liolophura sinensis, 783 nucleotides long. RefSeq lists its product as uncharacterized. Lineage: Eukaryota; Metazoa; Mollusca; Polyplacophora; Chitonida; Chitonidae. The record is from RefSeq and is a predicted model, not a curated record. Bases 90 to 608 code for a protein of 172 amino acids. The transcript is spliced from 4 exons.